Ziziphus jujuba (common jujube) is the source of this 1609-nucleotide messenger RNA. Its product is annotated as RNA polymerase sigma factor sigD, chloroplastic. The transcript has 5 exons. Bases 222 to 1532 code for a protein of 436 amino acids. The record is from RefSeq and is a predicted model, not a curated record. Gene Ontology annotation, molecular function: DNA-binding transcription factor activity. Gene Ontology annotation, biological process: DNA-templated transcription initiation; regulation of DNA-templated transcription. Lineage: Eukaryota; Viridiplantae; Streptophyta; Magnoliopsida; Rosales; Rhamnaceae.
ACAAAUGACAUCCACAAAAACUUAGAAGAAAAGCCACAACUUUCUUUUAUCCUCUCCUUCCUUCCAUGGUUUUUUCACACUCUCUUGCCCCCACAUUCCGAGAUAAAAAUAUCCCCAAAAAGUAUCCCAAAACUUCAAAUUUUUCAAUGGCUAACAAAAGCUAAAACAAAGAGCUUCAAAACUUCAAAACUUCACUCCCUUAUUCUCCAACUAAACUCUAUAUGGCUAUCACCACCAGCCUAUGUUCCCCACCAAACCACUCUCCAACCCUCCCCACAUUCUCAAUCUCCAACCUUCCAUCUUUCCAACCCCAGUCUUCUUCUUCUUCUUCUUCUUCCAAAUUUGGUGUGAAUUUAGUAUCCAAUGAUGCUUUAAUUCUUGCAGCUGCGGCUGAGGCUGUUACUCUGGCUCGUGCAGCAGUGAACGCCGCAAGAGAGGCCGUGGAGGAGUCAGCUGCUGGGGUUGGCGGUGAGGUUUGGAUUUAUAGGGAUGGGAGUGAGGCUAAUGGGUUGGUUAUGAGGAGGACCAGGAGGAGGAAAAGAAGGAAAAACUUGGAGCUGUUGGAUCUGGAAGAGAAAGGGUAUUUUGAGAAUAAGAGUUUCUCAUCUGGGUCUGUCAAAUCUGGGUAUUUGAGCAGAAGAGAAGAGGUGGAUUGCUGUCUAAGCCUCAAGGAAGGAGCAGAACUAGAAGCAACAAGGAUAAGAAUUACAGAUGCUCAAGAACAUGAACCAACUUCAAAGCAGUUGGCCAAGGCCAUAGGGAUGGAAAUGAGGAGUGUAGAUAAGAUGUUGUGCGAUCGAAGAGAUUCACAAGAAAGGAUCUAUCGGAGCUACAGAAGAUUGGUUGUCUCUAUUGCUGUUGGUUAUCAAGGCAGAGGAUUAAGCCUUCAAGACCUCAUUCAGCAGGAAGGUAGCAUUGGGCUUCUUCGUGGGGCGCAUAAAUUUGAUCCAGAUAGAGGGCAUAAGUUAUCAACUUAUGUUUACUGGUGGAUUAGACAAGCUAUCAUUAGAGCCAUAGAAAAAAAGUCUAGACUGGUCAGAUUACCGGGAAACAUGUGUAUGAUGGUGGCAAAAAUAGCAGAAGCUAAAAAUGACUUAAGCAGAAGAUUACGGCGGGCACCUACCUGUGAAGAAAUCGCUGAAGCAGUAGACAUGCAUGUUUCAAUCAUAAAGCUUGUUUCCGAGAAAAGCAGAACUCCAAUUUCAUUGGAUCGAACAGUAACUGAUCAAGGUUGCAUGAGACUGCAGGAGAUUAUAGCAGGACCAGAUGAAACAAUGCCAGAGAAGAUGGUUAUGAAACGGCUAAUGAAACAAGAGGUGAAGAAACUUCUGAAGUCACUGAGUGAUAGAGAGGCUCAUGUAUUGAGAUUACACUUCGGGCUUAAUGGAAAGAGCCCUCAGACCUUUGAGGAAAUAGGAAGAGUUUUGAAACUUUCAAGGGAAAGAGUUAGGCAGAUAAAUGGAAUUGCAUUAUCAAAAUUGCGGCAUACAAGUAUUGUUGACAAUUUAAGAUUGUAUUUGUAUAUAUUAUAGAUGUAUAUUCUUGAUGGAUGAACAAAAGGAAGGAAAAUAAAAAUAAAUUGCAAACCCAGAAACAAAUUGUUAUUCUA